AUGCAUCAGGAGCCAGCCAGCCUCCAUGCCAGGGCUGCAAACAUUUUACGGCUACCCUUCGAGUUUGCAGCAUGUCUAGCUGCUGAGAUCCUCGCCUUUCUGGCUCAUCGCCUUGAGGCAAGCGACAUGGAAAAGAAAAGUGGUGCACGAGAGGCUUUGUUGCACUUGAGUGCAUCUGCGCCCCUUCUGGCGCUUGGUCUAGCGCUGAGACCGUUCUUGCCGGCUUUUCAGCAGUCCAUCGCGGAGCAGGCGAAAUCAGGGCGGGAAAGCUUUUGGGCUUCCUACGAUUCGCAGGCCCGAGAUGCGGCUCAGCUCAUGCAGAAGGCUGGCUUGGCAUGGCGGUGGCUGCGACGCCGAGUGCAGUUGCUGAAAGCCACUGAUUGGCGAAGCUGCCGGCAGAUGCUGGUCGACAGCUUUCAUCAACUUGCUGCUGGGCUGUCUUCAUUGAGACCUGGUGCGAACCAGGCUCUGAAGAGCACCCUGGACGAUGUCACGCGCGAAUGUGACGAUGCGAAAGCCUUGUUUCAGGCAUUCCGAGCUCCCGAAACGCCAAGUCAUGGGACACGCAUCUGGAGCACUUCCCCAACCCAAUGCAAGUCGACUGUUUCCAGUUCCAAGCCCCUCCAUGCACCGCACUUUCGCAGACUCCAGGUUUGUAGGAACAGCAGUAUGGUGAUGUCACGUGCUCGCCUGUCUCAUCCAAGGGAGACGCUGUCCGUUCCUCGCACUUGUGCAAUAGAAAUCCAGGGCGCUACAAGGAAGUCUUUUGGUUAG
Symbiodinium sp. CCMP2592 is the source of this 774-nucleotide messenger RNA. The record is from the annotation of a GenBank genome assembly. NCBI's taxonomy places the organism in Eukaryota, Dinophyceae, Suessiales, Symbiodiniaceae.